GCAUCUCCUUUUCAGGGAGCUCAUCACCCAAGAACUCCAAAGUUAAGCGUGCUUGCACGGGAGUAGUCUUGGGAUGGGUGACCCCCUGGGAAGUUUCUCAGGGCGCGCAUGAGUGAGGACAAAGUGCGCGGUAAAGGCUCGUGGUGGUUUGUGGGGACAGUACUAGAGGUCUAGAGUAACUACCUCGGGUCCGUGUGGGGCCCGGGGGUGUUACACCCCCCACCAACGGUCACUACACGUGGCACUCUCCCAAUGGCCGCAUCAACGGCCACCAAUGGGAGGCCACCACGACACCAACGGGCCAGGCCCAAGCCACAUCAACGGACUACUGGCAAAUCAGACUCUACGGCCUACACACGCUCAACGGCUUUACAACUGCCAGCAAGCGCCCACAACGUCCCACUUACUCACCAAGAUCACAAAUGCCACACAAUAAGAAGAUGGCAACGGCCAGGUACGUGACGGCCACAGAACAAAGGGAACAAAUAGCCCACAGCCUUCGGCUCCUCGUAAUAACCCUUGAUGAUAACUCUCUACAAGCGAUCUGCGCACAAGGGUUCUCCCACAGGGUUACCUUGGCCAGAAAAUCGCCAUGAGAGUUGGAUUCAGGGGGACUACGGCGAGACCGCUUCGGCCAGAGACUCAAGCAACUCCUUCACCCCUCACACUCUUCGGCCUGAAGCAGUGGGGGACUGGGGGACUACACCGGCCUCAACAAAACAAAAGAGUGCGAACAAGGUAACCACAAAGCAUGGCCACAUCAUCCAUACAGCACAACGGAACUUCAUCGGCCAAAGGCCCAUAACGUCACUAGCAACGGCCAAACAAGCCACUAGAGGCAAGGACACUCAUCGUCCUUUGCUAACAGAAUCUUGACGGGCUCUUCGGCCAAAAACACGAAGGCCAACCAGCAACGGCCAAAAGGAGUGCGCAAACACCCUCAUCGGCCGCAUAAAGGAAAUAAGGCCAUCGUCUUCAAAGCAAGGAACAACCCCAACGGCUACACCGGCCCAAACAUAAACUUCAACCACCAACGUCCAGGAAAGGGAAAGCGUGCCUUCAACGUCCACCAUUGAAGGAAGGACAGUCAUCGUCCCAAAACAAAUUAAGGAAACAACGGCCUCCCCGCCCACGGCAAGGAACAGGUAACGGCCAAAGCACAGAACAGGAUCACCAAAGAGGAAACAACGCCAACGCCGCAACGACUAACGGCCUGGAAAUGCCCGCGUCGGCCAAAAGCAACAAAGCACAGAAAUCUACUCUCCUUCACUUCGUCUACGUCUCAGCUUAGAGAGUGGGGGACUCCUGAUGGAGUAUAUGAGUCUGAGCCCCAGGACCCACAUACUCGGAAGACCUCCCAGAAUCAAGUCCUACACUUACUCAUUUGUACAGCCCAUUAGAGGCUUUGUAUUCGGCCCAGUAG
This is a messenger RNA of Cuscuta europaea, 1423 nucleotides long. The record is from the annotation of a GenBank genome assembly. Lineage: Eukaryota; Viridiplantae; Streptophyta; Magnoliopsida; Solanales; Convolvulaceae.